Messenger RNA from Trichomonas vaginalis G3, 552 nucleotides. RefSeq lists its product as uncharacterized. The record is from RefSeq and is a predicted model, not a curated record. The transcript has a single exon. Bases 1 to 552 code for a protein of 183 amino acids. NCBI's taxonomy places the organism in Eukaryota, Parabasalia, Trichomonadida, Trichomonadidae.
AUGACUUCUCCAUUUGUUUUGGUGAAGAUUCUAAAACUAUAUCAAAAGGAAUAUUAUGAUGAAUAUGUUUUACCUUUAUUACGUAAGCCAAAAAUAACAUUUGAUAUCAAACUUGACGACUCGUUUUUGAUAACAGAUAUUAGACGCAAGGCUGAAAAUCAUCAGUAUAAAAACAGUUCUGAAGUAAUUGAGGAUUUAUCACGUGUAAUCCGUUUUGUAGAUUGUGGAAAUAAAUAUUUCAUUCAGAAAGAUUACAACAUACACGACAAAAUGAAUCAAAUAUCAUUUGUUCUUCAAUCAAACAUGAAAGAGUCACUCAAAAUGAUUAAAUUAUUUAAAGAAGAAGGUAAAACAAUAACAGCAUGGGAUGUACUACUAAAUCAAUUAUCCUCAUUAACCGUUAAGGGUGUUUGCUUUAAAUCUGAUUCCCCCGAUGUUUUCUCAACGUUUCAUGGUUAUAAAUACAACAUUCUUGAAAAGCCUGAUUACUCAAAAAUUGAGAUGUUUAUGAAUUUCAUUAAAGAAGCCAUUUGUGAUAAUAAAUGUAUUUGA